AUGGACGAGGAGGAGGAUGGAGCGGGCGCCGAGGAGUCAGGACAGCCCCGGAGCUUCAUGCGGCUCAACGACCUGUCGGGGGCCAGGGACCGGCCGGGGCCGGGGUCGGCGGAAAAGGACCCCGGCAGCGCGGACUCUGAGGCGGAGGGGCUGCCAUACCCUGCACUGGCCCCGGUGGUUUUCUUCUACUUGAGCCAGGACAGCCGCCCGCGGAGCUGGUGUCUCCGCACGGUCUGUAACCCCUGGUUUGAGCGCAUCAGUAUGUUGGUCAUCCUUCUCAACUGUGUGACCUUGGGCAUGUUCCGGCCGUGUGAAGACAUCGCCUGUGACUCCCAGCGCUGCCGGAUUCUGCAGGCCUUUGAUGACUUCAUCUUUGCCUUCUUCGCCGUGGAGAUGGUGGUGAAGAUGGUGGCCUUGGGCAUCUUUGGGAAAAAAUGUUACUUGGGAGACACUUGGAACCGGCUUGACUUUUUCAUCGUCAUUGCAGGGAUGCUGGAGUAUUCGCUGGACCUGCAGAACGUCAGCUUCUCGGCUGUCAGGACAGUCCGUGUGCUGCGACCCCUCAGGGCUAUUAACCGGGUGCCCAGCAUGCGCAUCCUCGUCACGUUGCUGCUGGACACGCUGCCCAUGCUGGGCAACGUCCUGCUGCUGUGCUUCUUCGUCUUCUUCAUCUUCGGCAUCGUUGGUGUCCAGCUGUGGGCAGGACUGCUUCGUAACCGAUGCUUCCUGCCUGAGAAUUUCAGCCUCCCCCUGAGCGUAGACUUGGAGCGCUACUACCAGACUGAGAACGAGGAUGAGAACCCGUUCAUCUGCUCCCAGCCUCGUGAAAACGGCAUGCGCUCCUGCAGGAGCGUGCCCACGCUGCGCGGAGACGGGGGUGGCGGGCCGCCCUGCGGCCUGGACUACGAGGCCUACAACAGCUCCAGCAACACCACCUGCGUGAACUGGAACCAGUACUACACCAACUGCUCUGCGGGGGAGCACAACCCCUUCAAGGGUGCCAUCAACUUCGACAACAUUGGCUACGCCUGGAUCGCCAUCUUCCAGGUCAUCACGCUGGAGGGCUGGGUCGACAUCAUGUACUUUGUCAUGGAUGCUCACUCCUUCUACAACUUCAUCUACUUCAUCCUUCUCAUCAUUGUGGGCUCUUUCUUCAUGAUCAACCUGUGCCUGGUGGUGAUUGCCACGCAGUUCUCAGAGACCAAGCAGCGGGAAAGCCAGCUGAUGCGGGAGCAGCGCGUGAGAUUCCUUUCCAACGCCAGCACCCUAGCCAGCUUCUCCGAGCCCGGCAGCUGCUAUGAGGAGCUGCUUAAGUACCUCGUGUAUAUCCUCCGGAAAGCAGCCCGAAGGCUGGCCCAGGUCUCCCGGGCAGCAGGCGUGCGGGUUGGCCUGCUGAGCAGCCCAGCGCCCCGUGGGGGCCAGGAACCCCAGCCCAGCGGCAGCUGCUCUCGCCCCUACCGCCGUCCGUCCGUCCACCACCUGGUGCACCAUCACCACCACCACCACCACCACUACCACUUGGGCAAUGGGACUCUGCGGGCCCCCCGGCCCAGCCCACAGAUCCAGGACAGAGAUGCCAGUGGGUCCCGCCGGCUCAUGCUGCCACCGCCCUCAACACCUGCCCUUUCCAGGGGCCCUCCCGGGGGAGCAGAGGCUGUACACAGCUUCUACCAUGCUGAUUGCCACUUGGAGCCACUCCGCUGCCAGGCACCCCCUCCCAGGUCGCCAUCGGAGGCAUCGGGCAGGACUGUGGACGGUGGGAAGGUGUACCCCACCGUGCACACCAGCCCCCCACCUGAGAUGCUCAAAGAGAAGGCACUAAUGGAGGUGGCUCCUGCCUCUGGACCCACUGCCCUCACCAGCCUCAACAUCCCGCCCAGGCCCUACAGCUCUAUGCACAAGCUGCUGGAGACCCAGAGCACAGGCACCUGCCAAAGCUCUUGCAAGAUCUCCAGCCCUUGCUUGAGGGCGGCCAGCGGAGCCUGUGGCCCAGACAGCUGUCCCUACUGUGCCCGGACCGGGGCAGGGGAGGUGGGGCUCGCUGGCCACGAGCUGCCUGACUCAGACAGUGAGGCGGUUUAUGAGUUCACGCAAGAUGCUCAGCAUGGCGACCUGCGGGAUCCCCACAGUCGGCGUCGACGGAGCCUGGGGCUGGAUAUGGAGCCCAACUCUGUGCUGGCCUUCUGGAGGCUGAUCUGUGACACCUUCCGGAAGAUUGUGGACAGCAAGUACUUUGGUCGGGGAAUCAUGAUUGCUAUUCUGGUCAACACGCUCAGCAUGGGCAUCGAAUACCACGAGCAGCCUGAGGAGCUCACCAAUGCCCUGGAAAUCAGCAACAUCGUCUUCACCAGCCUCUUUGCCCUGGAGAUGCUGCUGAAGCUGCUAGUAUAUGGCCCCUUUGGCUACAUUAAGAACCCCUACAACAUCUUUGACGGCGUCAUUGUUGUCAUCAGCGUGUGGGAGAUCGUGGGCCAGCAGGGGGGCGGCCUGUCGGUGCUGCGGACCUUCCGCCUGAUGCGGGUGCUGAAGCUGGUGCGCUUCUUGCCGGCGCUGCAGCGGCAGCUCGUGGUGCUCAUGAAGACCAUGGACAACGUGGCCACCUUCUGCAUGCUGCUUAUGCUCUUCAUCUUCAUCUUCAGCAUCCUGGGUAUGCAUCUCUUCGGCUGCAAAUUUGCAUCUGAGCGGGAUGGGGACACGCUGCCGGACCGGAAGAAUUUUGACUCCCUGCUCUGGGCCAUCGUCACUGUCUUUCAGAUCCUGACUCAGGAGGACUGGAACAAGGUGCUCUACAAUGGAAUGGCCUCCACGUCAUCCUGGGCUGCCCUUUACUUCAUCGCCCUCAUGACCUUUGGCAACUAUGUGCUCUUCAACCUGCUCGUUGCCAUUCUAGUGGAGGGCUUCCAAACGGAGGAAAUCAGCAAACGGGAAGAUGCGAGUGGACAGUUAAGCUGUAUUCAGCUGCCUGUCGACUCCCAGGGGGGAGAUGCCACCAAGUCGGAGUCGGAGCCUGAUUUCUUCUCGCCCAGCCUGGAUGGUGAUGGGGACAGGAAGAAGCGCUUGGCCUUGGUGUCUCUGGGAGAGCACCCGGAGCUGCGGAGGAGCUUGUUACCACCACUCAUCAUCCACACGGCUGCCACACCCAUGUCAUUGCCCAAAAGCUCCAGUAGCGGCCUGGCCGAGGUUCUGGGCCCUCCCUCCCGCCGCACCAGCAGCAGUGGGUCGGCUGAGCCAGGAGCACCCCACGAGAUGAAGUCACCGCCAAGUGUCCGCAGUUCCCCACACAGUCCCUGGAGUGCAGCAAGCGGCUGGACGAGCAGGCGCUCCAGCAGGAACAGCCUGGGCCGUGCCCCCAGCCUGAAGCGAAGGAGCCCAAGUGGGGAGCGGAGGUCCUUGUUGUCGGGUGAGGGCCGGGAGAGCCAGGAUGAGGAGGAGAGCUCGGAAGAGGAGCGCACUAGCCCAGCGGGCAGUGACCGCCGCCACAGGGGCUCCCUGGACAGGGAAGCUAAGAGCUCCUUUGACCUACCGGACACACUGCAGGUUCCCGGGCUGUACCGCACAGCCAGCGGCCGCAGCUCAGCCUCUGAGCACCAGGACUGCAACGGCAAUUCGGCCCUGGGACGCCUGAGUCAGCCUGUGCGGCCCGAUGACCCCCCACUGGAUGGAGACGAUGGUGAUGACGAGGGCAACUUGAGCAAAGCAGAACGGAUAAGGGCGUGGGUCCGUACCCGGCUCCCUGCCUGCUGCCUGGAGCGAGACUCUUGGUCUGCCUACAUCUUCCCUCCUCAGUCAAGGUUCCGCCUCCUGUGUCACCGAAUCAUCACCCACAAGAUGUUCGACCACGUGGUCCUCGUCAUCAUCUUCCUGAACUGUAUCACCAUCGCCAUGGAGCGCCCCAAGAUCGACCCCCACAGUGCUGAACGAAUUUUCCUGACCCUCUCCAAUUACAUCUUCACCGCAGUCUUUCUGGCUGAGAUGACAGUGAAGGUGGUGGCACUGGGCUGGUGCUUUGGGGAGCAGGCCUACCUGCGCAGCAGCUGGAAUGUGCUGGACGGGCUGCUGGUGCUCAUCUCCAUCAUCGACAUCCUGGUGUCCAUGGUCUCCGACAGCGGCACCAAGAUCCUGGGCAUGCUGAGGGUGCUGCGGCUGCUGCGGACCCUGCGCCCCCUCAGGGUAAUCAGCCGGGCACAGGGGCUGAAGCUGGUGGUGGAAACGCUGAUGUCCUCGCUGAAGCCCAUUGGCAACAUUGUGGUCAUCUGUUGUGCCUUUUUCAUCAUAUUUGGCAUCCUGGGGGUGCAGCUCUUCAAAGGGAAGUUCUUUGUGUGCCAGGGCGAGGACACCAGGAAUAUCACUAACAAGUCUGACUGUGCUGAGGCCAGUUACCGGUGGGUCCGGCAUAAAUACAACUUUGACAACCUUGGCCAGGCCCUAAUGUCCCUGUUCGUGCUGGCCUCUAAGGAUGGCUGGGUGGAUAUCAUGUAUGAUGGGCUGGAUGCUGUCGGUGUGGACCAGCAGCCCAUCAUGAACCACAACCCCUGGAUGCUGCUGUACUUCAUCUCGUUCCUGCUCAUUGUGGCCUUCUUUGUCCUGAACAUGUUCGUUGGCGUGGUGGUGGAGAACUUCCACAAGUGUCGGCAGCACCAGGAGGAAGAGGAGGCCCGGCGGCGGGAGGAGAAGCGUCUACGGAGACUGGAGAAAAAGAGAAGGAAUCUAAUGCUGGACGAUGUAAUUGCUUCCGGCAGCUCAGCCAGCGCGGCGCCAGAAGCCCAGUGCAAACCCUACUACUCAGACUACUCCCGCUUCCGGCUCCUCGUCCACCACCUGUGUACCAGCCACUACCUGGAUCUCUUCAUCACGGGUGUCAUUGGGCUGAACGUGGUCACUAUGGCCAUGGAGCACUACCAGCAGCCCCAGAUCCUGGAUGAGGCUCUGAAGAUCUGCAACUAUAUCUUCACUGUCAUCUUCGUCUUGGAGUCAGUUUUCAAACUGGUGGCCUUUGGCUUUCGACGGUUCUUCCAGGACAGGUGGAACCAACUGGACCUGGCCAUUGUGCUGCUGUCCAUCAUGGGCAUCACACUGGAGGAGAUUGAGGUCAAUGCCUCGCUGCCCAUCAACCCCACCAUCAUCCGUAUCAUGAGGGUGCUGCGUAUUGCCCGAGUGCUAAAGCUACUGAAGAUGGCUGUGGGCAUGCGGGCACUGCUGGACACAGUGAUGCAGGCCCUGCCCCAGGUGGGGAACUUGGGACUUCUCUUCAUGUUGUUGUUUUUCAUCUUUGCAGCUCUGGGCGUGGAGCUUUUUGGAGAUCUGGAGUGUGAUGAGACACACCCCUGCGAGGGCCUGGGCCGGCAUGCCACCUUUCGGAACUUUGGCAUGGCCUUCUUGACCCUCUUCCGAGUCUCCACAGGUGACAACUGGAACGGCAUCAUGAAGGACACCCUCCGGGACUGUGACCAGGAGUCCACCUGCUACAACACGGUCAUCUCCCCCAUCUACUUCGUGUCCUUCGUGCUGACAGCCCAGUUUGUGCUGGUCAACGUGGUCAUUGCCGUGCUGAUGAAGCAUCUGGAGGAGAGCAACAAGGAGGCCAAAGAGGAGGCCGAGCUGGAGGCUGAACUGGAGCUAGAGAUGAAGACGCUCAGCCCACAGGCCCCCUCACCACUGGGCAGCCCCUUCCUCUGGCCUGGGGUUGAGGGCCCCGGCAGCCCUGGCAGCCCCAAACAGGGGGCCCCACAUGCCACACCCCACACUGGAACAGCCUCCCACUUCUCCCUGGAGCACCCCAUGGACAGACAGCUGUUUGACACCAUAUCCCUGCUGAUCCAGGGCUCCCUGGAUGGGGAGCUGAAGCUGAUGGACGAGCUGGCAGGCCCAGGGGGCCAGCCCUCUGCCUUCCCUCCUGCCCGCAGCCCAGGCGGCUCCGACCCACAGAUCCCUCUAGCUGAGAUGGAGGCUCUGUCUUUGACGUCAGAGAUUGUGUCUGAACUGUCCUGCUCUCUAGCUCUGACGGAUGACUGUUUGCCUGAUGACACUCACACACUCUUACUUAGUGCCCUGGCGAGCAAUAUGGAGUCCCACCCUGAGGAGGUGCCCGUCAUGCUGGGACCAGAUCUGCUGACUGUGCGGAAGUCUGGGGUCAGCCGAACGCACUCUCUGCCCAAUGACAGCUACAUGUGCCGGGAUGGGAGCACUGCCGAGGGGUCCCUGGGACACAGGGGCUGGGGGCUCCCCAGAGCUCAGUCAGGCUCCAUCUUGUCCGUCCACUCCCAGCCAGCAGACACCAGCUACAUCCCGCAGCUUCCCAAAGAUGCACCCCAUCUGCUCCAGCCCCAUGGUGCUCCCACCUGGGGCACCAUCCCCAAAUUGCCCCCACCAGGCCGCUCCCCUUUGGCUCAGAGGCCACUCAGGCGCCAGGCAGCAAUAAGGACGGAUUCGUUGGACAUUCAGGGCCUGGGCAGCAGGGAAGACCUGCUGUCAGAGGUGAGUGGGCCCUCCCCGCCGCUGGCCCGGGCCUCCUCCUUUUGGGGCCACUCCAGCACCCAGGCUCAGCAGCAUUCCCGCAGCCAGAGCAAGAUCUUGAAGCACAUGCCCCCGUCAGCCCCCUGCCCAGGCCCAGAACCCAAGUGGGGCAAGGGCCCACCAGAGACCAGAAGCAGCUUAGAGCUGGACACAGAGCUGAGCCGGAUUUCAGGAGACCUCCUGCCCAUGGACAGUCAGGAGGAAGCCCCGUCCGCACGGGACCUGAAGAAGUGCUACAGCGUGGAGGCGCAGAGCUGCCCGCGCCGGCCGGCGUCCUGGCUGGCUGAACAGAGGAGGCACUCCAUCGCGGUCAGCUGCCUGGACAGUGGCUCCCAGCCCGCCCUGGGCCCCGAUCCCUCUAGCCUUGGAGGUCAGCCUCUAGGGGGAGCUGGGAGCCGGCCCAAGAAGAAACUCAGCCCACCCAGCAUCUCCAUAGACCCCCCAGAGAGCCAGAGCCAGGGCCCUCGGCCCCCACCCAGUCCUGGUGUCUGCCUCCGCCGGAGGGCUCCGUCCAGCGACUCCAAGGAUCCCUUGGCCUCUGGCCCUCCCGACAGCAUGGCUGCCUCACCCUCCCCAAAGAAAGACGUGCUGAGUCUCUCUGGUUUAUCCUGUGACCCAGCAGACCUGGACCCCUGAGUCCUGCCCUAC
Molecule: messenger RNA, 7161 nt
Organism: Budorcas taxicolor (takin)
Lineage: Eukaryota; Metazoa; Chordata; Mammalia; Artiodactyla; Bovidae
Gene: CACNA1G
Product: calcium voltage-gated channel subunit alpha1 G
Exons: 38
Coding region: 1-7149 (2382 amino acids)
Biological process (GO): calcium ion transmembrane transport; calcium ion import; membrane depolarization during action potential
Cellular component (GO): voltage-gated calcium channel complex; voltage-gated sodium channel complex; plasma membrane
Molecular function (GO): voltage-gated sodium channel activity; low voltage-gated calcium channel activity
Source: RefSeq, a predicted model, not a curated record